Molecule: messenger RNA, 3078 nt
Organism: Trichosurus vulpecula (common brushtail)
Lineage: Eukaryota; Metazoa; Chordata; Mammalia; Diprotodontia; Phalangeridae
Product: cyclin-dependent kinase 11B-like
Biological process (GO): regulation of mitotic cell cycle; protein phosphorylation
Cellular component (GO): nucleus
Molecular function (GO): ATP binding; cyclin-dependent protein serine/threonine kinase activity
Source: RefSeq, a predicted model, not a curated record
AUGGGAGUCUGUCAGAGCGCAGAGCCUAUGGCCGCUGGAACAACUAGCCUGGAGGCCUCCAACUACAGGCAAGCUCAAGGGCACCAGACCAAACCAGCCGUGAACAGCAGAGAAAUCCAGCCAACACGCUGGUCUGGAAGGUCACUGGAAGCGGGCGCGCAGGCGCAGUUUGUGGCUUUACUUACGGCUAAUGAAAGGGAUUCUUGGAGAGUGAAAACUUUAGCUGAAAUUCUUGAGGAGAAGAAGCAAAGGAAGAAGCAGGAAGAGAUGGCAGAGGCCAAACCCCUUAAAUAUUCUGUUCAGGAUUCCCUUGGAGAGGGCAAGCUGAGAGAUCCAGGCCGGGAGACAAGGAUCAGGAAUCCCCCCCCCCCCCACGGGAGGGAAGAUUCCAGGACAGAUAGAGGGAAAGAAGAUGCCUCCUGGGCUCCCGAAGUCCCCCAGUACUCGUCACGGAAGGAAAAGGCCCUUCACAGGAAAGAGGAGGAAAGGACAGAGAGAUGGAGGCAUGUCAGGGUGGAAGAGAAGGAGCAAAAGCCGGAACCCGGGAAGAGGCCUGAGCAGGACCAGGAGAAGGCCACCUUCUGGGAAAGGCAGAAAAGGAGGAACGUGGCUCCAGAACAUUCCAGGAGGGAAAAGGAUCAUCUUAAACCGAUGCAGCAAAAGAGAGAGUGGAAGGUGAGGGAGUGGGAGAGGCGCAAAGAGAGAGAGGCCAGAAGACAAGUUUCUAUACUUCUGGGAAUGGUGAGAGAAGCAAAAAGAAAUCACCAGAGGCCAAGCCCAUUAUGCCAGCAGCCAGAGAGAUUUGAGCAAGGCGAUGGGAAGCCAGUCAAAGAGGAGAAACUGGAAGCAAGGGAGCUCCUUUCUGAUUUACAAGAUAUUAAUGACAAGAAGAGGAAGACCAGCUCAGCUGAGUCCUCAUCAGGAGAGUCAGGAACAGGCUCUGUGAGGGAAGAAAAGAGCAGCAAUGAGGAAUCAGAAGAGGGGGGGUCAGGAAGCAAUUCGGAAGAAGUAUCUGAGCAGGCUGUUGAAGGAGUGAGUGAAGAGGAAGAGCAAGAGGAGGAUGGAAACUAUGUCUUAGUUGUUACGGAGUCAAAUAUUGACCAUGAUUUGGGAGAGUAUGAAGAAGGCGAAGAAGUGGGUCAGAGAGGACCACAGUCCAAUGUCAGGAUAGAAGGAGAUUAUGUUCCAGACUCUCCAGCCUUAUCUCUCAUGGAGCUGAAACAGGAGAUUCCCAAAUACCUCCAUACCCUCCAGGGUUAUUGGAGUGUGCAAGAAUUCCAGUAUCUGAACAGGAUUGGAGAAGGCACAUAUGGUGUGGUCUACAGAGCAAAGGACAAAAAGACCAAUGAAAUUGUGGCUCUGAAACGGUUGAAAAUGGAAAAGGAGAUUACCUCCCUCAGGGAAAUCAGUAUUAUCCAGAAAGUUCAAAUUGUCACUCUCUGGGAGAUCGUGGUGGGCAGCAGCAUGGACAAAGUCUACAUGGUAAUGAAUUACAUGGAGCAAGACCUCAAGAGGCUCAUGGAGACCAUGAAGCAGUCCUUCAUGCCAGGAGAAGUGAAGAUACUGACAAUUCAGCUCCUUCGGGGGUUGAAGCAUUUUCAUGACAACUGGAUCCUUCACUGGGACCUCAAGACUUCCAACUUGCUCCUCAGUCACACAGGCGUUUUAAAAAUUGGGGAUUUUGGACUGGCCAGAGAAUAUGGCUCCCCAAUAAAAGCUUACACGCCCAUGGUGGUGACCCUUUGGUACCGGGUCUCAGAGUUGUUACUAGGAGCCAAGGAAUAUUCGGCUGAGAUAGACAUGUGGUCAGUGGGAUGUGUAUUUGGAGAGCUGUUAACUCAGAAGCCUCUAUUUUCAGGGAAAUCAGAGAUUGACCAGAUCAACAAAGUUUUUAAGGACCUGGGAACUCCAAGUGAGAAGAUUUGGCCUGAUUACAAUGACCUUCCGCUAGUGAAGAAAAUGACUUUUGUAGAAUAUUCCUAUAAUAACUUAAAGAAAAGAUUUGGGGCCUUUCUUUCUGACCAGGGCAUCAAUCUGAUGAACAAGUUCUUGACAUACAAUCCCAGCUGGAGGAUCAACGCAGAAGAAAGUCUGAUGCAUGAAUACUUCAGAGAAACCUGCCUUCCCAUUGAUCCUUCUGUAUUUCCCACAUGGCUGGUCAAGAUAGAGCAGUAGAGGGUUAAGCAUGGCACCAGCCCACGCCUUCCAAAAGGAGGACUUGAUUACAGCCAGCUGUGGGACUAUGACUUCAAAGAUUCUGGCUGCCAUGUCACCACCACCAAUCACGGAACAUCUUCGGCUGGCCCUGGGCUUCAGCCUCAAAUCCCGUUGUGCUGGGGGUGGGGGUUGGGUGGUGGGGGUGGGAAGACCUUUGAGGUGAGCUGGGCUGGAGCCCGAGCCCCCGCCCGGCCGUCCCUGCGGUCACCCCUGAGUGCCGGCCGCUCCCUCCCGUGCGUGGAGAGGCUGCUUACAAAGGCCCGAGUGUUGCGAAUCAACCCCGCGGGGACGGCGCGCAAUCCCCUGGCCCGUUUGUUGGGAAGCCAGAACAAAAGCGACUUUAUUGUCCUUGGAGUCGAGUGUGAUAGGCGUCGCGGUUCUGGGGGCAGCCAGCCCCCGGCGCAGGGAGCUUGGGCCUGGGGACGGCGUGACCAGAUCUCUGUUUCCGAGGAUCGAUCCUUGGGACUCCCCGCCGCCUCCUGCCGCUACAUCCUCCUCUCACGCAGCGCUAAGCUGGGAAGGGCCCAGCUGAGGCUGGGGUGCCUCCCCAACGAUGCCGUGGUGGAGACGGCGGAGGAGGCCACAGAGCCCGCCGAGGCGGACAUCACGGGGCUGUGCCAGGACAUGUUCUCCAAAAUGGCCAUGUACCUGACGGGCGAGCUCACAGCUACCAGCAGCCCAUCCCACUUUGGGACAGUUCAGAUUGUUGAGAAGUUCAUGCCUCAGGACGUGUGCCGGGAACGAAGGAGGCCCGGGAUAACCUUUGGAGGGGAGCCUGGAGGGCAGGUUUAUUGGGCCUUGUGGGAACAGCAGCCAUCAGCCUACCAGGGUACUGGAGGAAAUAGGCUGGGGUCUUUGUGA